Tinamus guttatus (white-throated tinamou) is the source of this 1186-nucleotide messenger RNA. NCBI's taxonomy places the organism in Eukaryota, Metazoa, Chordata, Aves, Tinamiformes, Tinamidae. The record is from RefSeq and is a predicted model, not a curated record.
AUGGCAAUCGUUUCUAGGGCAGAAAAGAAGAAAGUCCUUGCCGAGUGUGCAGGCUCACGUGGCAGGAUAACAUCAGCGGCGCACGGACAUCGCAGCAAGGCUGUUGCUGUGGACAAGGUGUUCCGGGAGCGGAGUCCUUGGGGCUCUGCGCCUGCCAUGGACGUUUGGGAACCAACGCUGAGAAACGGAGCAGCUCACGGGCAGCCACCAUCCUGCAGCCUGCCCGCAAAGCCCUGUGGAGCAAUUCGAUUGCGCGGCCAGCACGGCAGCGAGCAGAGCCGGGAGGAGCUGGGCUUCCUGUGCAGGAAAGCUGUCAGUGCUAUAAGGGAGCGCGUGCGGGAGAGGAGUGGGAUGCCCCACGGCAGGGCCUGCUUGGAGCCGCGCGGCGCCGGGGGCCGCGAUUCCUACGAGGCGCCCACGCUCGCCGACCUCCAGAGCCUCGUCUGGCUCCGAGGAGCCUCGGAGAACCACGUGGACCAAGUCUGGCCCAACCUUUACCUGGGAGACGCGUGGGCUGCUAGGAAUAAAACUGCUCUUCAAAGCCUCAACAUUACUCAUAUCCUUAAUGCAGCACAUGGGCCAUACAGUAUCAAUACAGGAGCCAAAUAUUACGAUGAUCUACAAAUAGAGUACUACGGAAUAGAAGCUUUUGAUGAUCCUUCCUUUGAUUUAAGCAUCUUCUUCUAUGAUGCUGCCAACUUCAUAGGCAAAGCCUUAAACACUGCAGGAGGCAAAGUGUUCGUUCAUUGUGCCAUGGGGGUGAGCCGCUCUGCAUCUUUAGUGCUUGCCUUCUUAAUGAUCCGUGAAAACAUGACACUUGUGGAUGCUCUGAAAACAGUGGGCUCUCACAGAAACAUCUGCCCAAACUCAGGGUUUCUCAGCCAGCUCCGAGACUUGGACAUCAAAUUAAAUGAAGAGAGGAAAGGACCCAGAGAAUCUGCCAGCAGGGCAUUGUAGGAAAGCGCUGCUAAAAGAGAGAGGACAAAACAUUACUUGAGUUUCCUAUAUCUCUCUUAAAUGAAUUACAUUUGAAAACUAAGGAUAUAAGUUUAAGAUACACUAGACUACAUGUUACUACUAAAAGUACAUGUUAUUUGUUCUUUCCAUUUUGCAAAGCCAAUCUUGAUUAUACUUAUAAUUGGUUGUAUAUUGUAUCCUUCACUCUCCACCUUAAAAUAUUGCUCUC